GAUCAUUUAAGCCUUUGAAUUGAAAUAGAAUGGCUCGUAUUGAACUCAUACGUAGAUUGCGACUAUUCACAGUUUUACGUCGAAUGUCAGAUUAUGAUAAUCGAUUUGGUACAACCAAACUAGUGAUGCCAGUUGUUUCACGUCCUGCUUCAUUUUUUUCUUUCAUCAAGUCGAAGCUUAGUGAAGCUGCCUCUAGCCAGUCUAAAGACUCUCAGAGUGUACCAAAUGACAGUGAGUGGUUGGAUGCAGUCCAAGAAGUUGAAAAAUCGGAAUUGUUACAUUGGAAAGGAUCUGAUACUAGUAUGACUAGGACAGAACUUCGAAAAUGGAAGAAACGUACAUUCCUUCAUAUUUUAGAAAUGUUUAUUCAACGAUCAGGACCAAGUCGUAAAGGUUUCACUUCGUUUAUUGAAAAUGCACUAAUUAAAAUGCCUGAAUAUGAAGUGGUUGAUGAUUUAGAUUGUUAUAAAGCAGUAAUUCGUUUAUUUCCUACUGGACGAAUGGUUGUGAAACGUUUCUUACAAGCUGAUUUUGGUCAUUUUCCAAAACAACAACAAGUUAUGAUUGACAUAUUAAGUCAAAUGUCAAGAUAUUACGUCCUGCCAGAUGAUGAAGUUGGCCAAAUGAUUAUCGACGUUUUCGGUUGGCGUAAUCAUGCUAUGAAUGCUUAUCGUCGUAUAAUGUAUUGGAUGCCUAAAUUGUAUUAUAAUCCCAUUAAAUUGGGCUGUUUAAUUGCUGAAAGAAUAUGCCCCGAUCGGAUGACAGAAUUCACUGUUGUACAGAUGUCUUCAUCUAAUCCUAAUAGACCAGAUUCAUUUAUCAGUGCUCAAAGUCCUGAACAGCGUGCAUUACUAGCAUAUUGUACUAAUAAACAAAUUCACAAUGAUCAAAUUAAUAAUACUCAAUGUACAAAACCAACGAUUUAUUUAGAUGGACCACAUUAUGUAUGGUUUAGAAAUUUACAAGCUGCUUAUUACACCUUAUGGACAGAGAUCGAUGCUGAUCGAUUAAAAAAAGAAAUUAAUUCAGUAAAAGCUAACCAAGUGCCAAAGCAUAGUGCAGACGAACCGUAUAAUCUUUCGUUCUUCAACUAUUCUAAUGAUAGUUCAAAUAUAGUACUGAAUAGUUCCAAUUCUCAAAAUGCGAAUCGCUCACUUUUUCCACAUAUGAGUCUUCUUCCUACAGUGAGUUCAGUUGGCACUGAAUUGCACCAUUGUAAUGAAGAUAAUGUCUUUACAAGAUUUAUAAGUAAGUGUGAACCAGAAUUCGAUAAACGUUGGCUUUCAAUUCGUCAAAGUCAUGUCUAUAAAUAUUUACCAUCCAAUCUAUGUCAACAUGAACAAGGUGAGGGUACAAUACUUGCUGUUGGAGUUGUUGUACCUAAACCAGAUGCUUUGGAUAAUCAGAAAAAGUUAUAUGAUUGGGAAGUUUCUAACAGAAUUCAUCAUUCAGAUUCAAAAGAUUGUAAACAACGAAAUCAAAAAGAAAGAUACAAUUUACCACAAAUCCCAUCACCUGCAUCUUCCGCACUUAUUCGACUUUGGUUAAGUGAACUGCACGCUAAAAAUCCUUUCUUUGAUGAUGCUGCAUUAGUUAUUCGAGUUCCAAUGAAUAUUGAUCAGGGCCAAAAAUCUGGAAAUAAUAGUCGUACUGAUGAUGAUUUACAUUUAGAGAAUCAAGAUAACGAUAUUAAUCAAAACAUGAAAGUCUACAAGUUGUAUGAAUUGCGACGUUAUUAUGCCAGAGUAUCAUCAUUAGCAUUUGCUUUCGACACUUUUGUGGUUCUUAUGAUUACGUUAAUACCAUGGAUCAUCUCGUAUGUAACGGGUUUCAUGUAUAUAAAUUCUUAUGCUUUCCCAGAGAAACCCCUGAUAUCGUUCGACGGAAACAUGCUCCUUUUUCUUCAGAAGAGUGAUGGUUUUCUUUAUUAUGGUAACAUACCACAAAAGGAAACCAACCAUCUAUUGAAAUCUUCGCUUAGGCUACCUCAAAUCAGUUACUACAAUUCUAAAAAUAAAAACCUCAAUGAAGAAGUGGCAGUUAAUAUUAAUAUCAAGUUUCCUUUGUCGCCGUCGGAAAAAAUAAUUGGUCUCACUAUUGUACUAUUGGUUGAUGUUACCUUGUUGCGUUUCUACAAUAGGCUAGAAAAGGUUCCAGUAUUUAUAAACAAAGUUUUUCGGUCACAUACUAGUGGAUUUCUUUAUUCUGGGGACCUUUUGUGCUUUCGGAAAUACUUGUUACCUUCUACACAAACUAGUAUUUAUGAAACCAAAACGAUUCCAAGCAAAAUCUUUGAGCUAUCAUCAAACAUCUCAAGAGCUGGAUACUACUUACUUGAAGAUAGAAUAAGUGUACCUAUAAUACGUGAAAGUCUUUCAAGUACUUUUGACAUAGAACUGUCUGUGUACUUCUCCUCUCUAAGAAUCAGUGCUAAUCCAGGAUUUUGGUACACCAUCAAAUUUGCAUGGGUUCAAUAUUUAUCAAUUGGUUUAGUGAUUUUUUAUUUAGCUGAAAAAAUGAGAGGAUACAUUUACGAUAAACAAAUAGUCAGAACAAUUGUAAAGUCAACCAUUCCAAAAUCUUUGGAUCAAUGA
Messenger RNA from Schistosoma intercalatum, 2594 nucleotides. Lineage: Eukaryota; Metazoa; Platyhelminthes; Trematoda; Strigeidida; Schistosomatidae. The record is from the annotation of a GenBank genome assembly.